GCACCCAGGAUUCCUUAGACUCUUCGAGAGUGGCUCCUGCUCGCCUGGGUUUGCCUUUCGGCAAAUGUCGUGGGCUUGACGAGGAGGACGAGUUUUUCGAUUGCGCCGAGACGGAUGCAGACCUGUGCCGUCUCCGGAGCGAUAUCUCGAUUGCAUCUACGCCCUCAACUCGCAUCCCGGAGUCUUAUGGCGGAAUCAGCUUCAAUUCUGGGUGGCAUCAGACUUCCUCUCCUUGUCUGGAAGAGGUUGGUGAUCCGACUGAGAUUGCCAACGCGAUGGCCCUACUGGGACGCACGAGGCGCAGCUUCUCAGAGAGGAAUCCACAAGCGAGCCCCGAAGGGCCUGAGAUGGAUUGGGCCAAUAUGGCGACGGCAAGGCGGCUCUGGCGCGCCUGCGAGGGAAACGUGCGAAGAGCCGACAAGGCUUUCCUGCAGGCCAUGGAGAUUCGCCUCCGGGAUCGUGUGUUGUACACCACGCUUCGCUUUCAGAAAUGCUGCGACAUGCGCAUCAUCGGCUACGACCAAGAGAAGCGCCCGGUAGUCUAUUUUUGC
Molecule: messenger RNA, 551 nt
Organism: Symbiodinium sp. CCMP2456
Lineage: Eukaryota; Dinophyceae; Suessiales; Symbiodiniaceae
Source: the annotation of a GenBank genome assembly